UUCCAACACAAUGCAUUCUGGGAAAGAAAGUUCAUUCACCACCACUUUCCUGGUCAGUGAUUUUUUUUCGCUGUGAUUCUAUUUAAAAAAGAAAAAAGGCAUCUUUAGUUUUCAUAUAAAGAGCAUAAGAUGCAGUCUGAGGAUGCACGCUAUCUGAAACGGAAAGUGAAGGGUGGUAGCCUGGACGUGCACCCUACAGAAAAAGCCCUGGUUGUUCAGUAUGAGGUGGAGGCCACCAUCCUUGGAGAGACCGGAGACGAGAUGCUGGGAGACCGCAAGAAGUGUCAGAAGAUUAUCCGUCUGAAGAGCCUGAAUACGAACACAGACAUUGCAGCGCUGGCCCGUAAGGUGGUGGAGGAGUGUAAACUCAUCCAUCCCUCCAAGCUGUCUGAGGUGGAGCAGCUGCUCUUCUAUCUACAGAACCGCAAGAAGGCCAGCGGGAAGGCAGAGAAGAGAGUGGUGAAACCGAGAGACCUAACUCCAUUUGAAGGAAUGGAGAUAGAUGAGGAGGCUAACAUCAACAAGGUGGAAGAGUAUGUAGAGCUGCUGUAUGAAGGUAUGGAGGAGAAGGUGAAAGGGGCUACACUCAUCCUACACCUGGCCAGGAACCCGGACAACCUGGAGGAACUACUACAGAAUGAAACGGCUCUAGGAGCCCUGGCCAGAGUUUUGCGGGAGGACUGGAAGCAGAGUGUUGAGCUUGCCACCACCAUCAUCUAUGUUUUCUUCUGUUUCUCCAGUUUCUCCCAGUUCCAUGGGCUGGUGACCCACUAUAAAAUCGGAGCUCUGUGUAUGAAUGUCAUCGAACACGAACUGAAGAGAUACGACCUCUGGCAGGACGAACUGCAGAAGAAGACCAAGACAUGUGAAGACGACCCUGACAACCAGGCCUUGAGGAAGGAACAUGAGAAGGCCUUUAAGAAGUACCAGGGACUACUGGUAAAACAGGAGCAGCUGCUGAGAGUUGCUCUGUACCUGUUGUUGAACCUGGCUGAGGACACCAGGACAGAGCUGAAGAUGAGAAACAAGAACAUUGUCCACAUGCUGGUGAAGACCCUGGACCGGGAGAACGAGGAGCUACUGGUGCUGGUGGUGUCCUUCCUCAAGAAACUCAGCAUAUUCCUGGAGAACAAGAACGAUAUGGCGGAGGUGGACACCGUAGAGCGUUUGUCUCGUUUGGUCCCGUGUGAACAUGAAGACCUGCUGAACAUCACACUGCGUUUGCUCCUCAACCUCUCCUUUGACACCGGGCUGCGUAGCAAGAUGGUGCAGGUUGGCUUGCUGCCCAAACUCACCUCCCUGCUGGGCGACGAGAACCACAAGCAGAUGGCCAUGUGUAUCCUGUACCACAUCAGUGUUGAUGACAGGUUCAAGUCCAUGUUCGCCUACACAGACUGCAUCCCACAGUUGAUGAAGAUGUUGUUUGAGCACGGUGAGGAGAGGAUCGAUGCUGAGCUCAUCUCCUUCUGUAUCAACCUGGCAGCUAACAAGAAGAACGCUCAGCUCAUCUGUGAAGGUAAUGGUCUGAAGAUGUUGAUGAAGAGAGCUUUGAAGCUGAAGGAUCCUUUACUUAUGAAGAUGAUACGGAACAUCUCUCAACACGACGGACCACCCAAACACCUCUUCAUUGACUAUGUAGGAGACCUGGCAGCACAGAUCAGUCCAGAUGAAAACGAAGAGUAUGUGAUCGAGUGUCUGGGGACCCUGGCGAACCUCACGAUCGCCGAUCUGGACUGGGAACUGGUGCUAAAGGAGUACAACCUCGUACCUUACUUUAAAGACAGGCUCAAACCAGGCUCUGCAGAGGAUGAUCUGAUACUAGAGGUGGUGAUCAUGAUUGGGACGGUGUCCAUGGACGACAGCUGUGCCGCCAUGUUGGCCAAGUCUGGCAUCAUCCCUGCUAUUAUAGAACUACUGAAUGCCCAACAAGAGGACGAUGAGUUCGUGUGCCAGAUCGUCUACGUGUUCUACCAGAUGGUGUUCCACCAGGCUACCAGGGAGGUCAUCAUUAAAGAGACACAGGCUCCGGCGUACCUUAUCGACCUGAUGCACGACAAGAAUGCUGAGAUACGCAAGGUCUGUGACAACACUCUGGACAUAAUCGCUGAGUACGAUGAGGAGUGGGGGAGGAAGACUCAGAGAGAGAAGUUCCGAUGGCAUAACUCUCAGUGGUUGGAGAUGGUGGAGAGUAGGCAGAUGGAGGAAGGAGAGCCCUUUAUGUACGGAGAGGAUGGAGAGAUGGACAGACCUGACCUCUUCUACAGCACCGAUGGGAUCACCCCUGCGUCAGGAGCGGUCAGUCCAGACUUCUUCAGUGAUCCCUACGCACAGAAUGGAGACGGACAACACGGUGGAGGUGCCGAUGGGUUUGACCUGACUACGGGGACAUCGAGUCGACCAGCCACCGGCUUCGGCUUCAGACCAGACGAACAGUUCUUCUACGACUACACUUCUACCAGAUAAACCUUCACCAUCCACAUAGUCUGGCCGACCCCCAUCAACACUUCACACUGGCCGACCCCCAGCAACACUUCUCACUGGCCGACCCCCAUCAACACUUCACACUGACCGAUCCCCAUCAACACUUCACACUGACCGACCCCCAUCAACACUUCACACUGACCAGCCCCCAUCAACACUUCACACUGGCCGACCCCCAUCAACUCUUCACACUGGCCGACCCCCAUCAACACAUCACACUGACCGACCCCCAUCAACCCUUCACACUGACCGACCCCCAUCAACACUUCACACUGACCAGCCCGCAUCAACACUUCACACUGACCGACCUCAACACUUCACACUGACCGACCCCCAUUAACACUUCACACUGACCGACCCCCAUCAACACUUCACACUGACCGACCCCCAUCAACACUAUGAACACUGACCAAUCCCCAUCAACACUUCACACUGACCAAUCCCCAUCAACACUUCACACUGACCAACCCUCAUCAACACUUCACACUGACCGACCCCCAUCAACACUAUGAACACUGACCAAUCCCCAUUCACUAUGAACACUGACCAAUCCCCAUCAACACUAUGAACACUGACCAAUCCCCAUCAACACUAUGAACACUGACCAAUCCCCAAUCCCCAUUAACACUAUGAACACUGACCAAUCCCCAUUAACACAAUGAACACUGACCAAUCCCCAUUCACUAUGAACACUGAUCAAUCCCCGUCAACACUAUGAACACUAGGCGUGCCUCCCAAAUGGCACCCUAUUGGAAUCUGGUGAAAGUAGUAGAGCACUAUUUCUGAAAUAGGGUACCACUUGAGAUGCACCCUAGAUACAGGGAAGGGUCAUUUACAUUUUUACAUUUUAGUCAUUUAGCAGACGCUCUUAUCCAGAGCGACUUACAGUAGUGAAUGCAUACAUUUCAUUUCAUGCAUUUUUUUAUUUAUUUUUAUUAUUUGUACUGGCCCCCCCGUGGGAAUCGAACCCACAACCCUGGCGUUGCACACACCAUGCUGGCGUUGCAAACACCAUGCUCUACCAACUGAGCCACAGGGAAGACUUUUUCAGAGAUCAGUGUGUUAGUGACUAUAAUCCCCUGGGUUUACUUGUCUUCUGUGUGCUAAUGUAAGCUGACAGCCAUCUUGUUUUUUUAUUUUAUAUAUACACUCGAUUUACUGGAUUUGAAAUGAUUCAAAUGUAUUAUUGGAAUGUUUUUAUUAUUCGGGCGAUGCUAAGGUAGGUAGGUGCAAAUAUCAUGCUAGAUGUUGACUUUUAUUUGAACAUGAAGUAGCAAAGAGCUUAUAUUAUGUUUUGUAGACAUUUACAUGUUUAUAUUAUAACACAAAUCACACACACACACACACACACACACACACACUUCUGCAUGAAUAUUACUUAAAACUAAGGACCACUGAAUCAUUAAUAAAAAGAUUGUCAUUAAAAUAGAAUUGCAGUACAGGCUACUAAGGUGCUAACACUGCUACACAUGUA
Messenger RNA from Salmo salar (Atlantic salmon), 3955 nucleotides. Its product is annotated as kinesin-associated protein 3. NCBI's taxonomy places the organism in Eukaryota, Metazoa, Chordata, Actinopteri, Salmoniformes, Salmonidae. The record is from RefSeq and is a predicted model, not a curated record. Gene Ontology annotation, cellular component: kinesin II complex; axoneme; ciliary transition zone. Gene Ontology annotation, molecular function: kinesin binding. Gene Ontology annotation, biological process: cilium organization; microtubule-based movement.